CAAAACAAUGAAUUAAUUCGGGCCCGUGAGUGCUUUUGUCACCUGUGCUGCAAUGUCCAAAACAACGGCGCCCGUUUGCCCUUCGCACCUCUCAAAUGUUGUUUGUGCUCUAAACAGCCCAACAAGCCACGCCGCAUGUUGUUAUGUGAACCACACGGUUUCUUUUUUCUUUUUUGUGUGUGCCAGCAGGCGACAGGAUGAAGAGGGACACGUGCGCGGCCACCAUCGCACUGUUGCUGCUUUCGGCUGCCCAUUGCAACGGUCGCCGCCGGGGAGGCCGGUCCUGCUCGGCUGCCGCUCGCCCGAGAAGGAGACGUUCACCUGCCGCUGGGAGCCGGGCGACGACGGAGGACUCCCCACCGCGCACCGCCUGUACUACCAGAGAGAACGACUGGAGGGAACGCACGAGUGUCCGGACUACCGCUCAGCCGGCAGCAACAGCUGCUUUUUUGACAAAAGCCACACUUCCAUUUGGGUGGACUACUACUUGACGGUGGUGGCCUCCAACAGCCUCGGGAAUGCCACUUCGGACAUCUUCAAGGUCGACGUCAUGGAAAUUGUGAAGCCCGACGCCCCCCAACACGUCACGCUGACGGCGGAGGACCGAACGGACAGUCCGAGCCUGCACGUGAGCUGGGAGCACCCCCCCAACGUGGACGCCGGGUCCGGCUGGGUCACGCCGGAAUAUCGGGUCCGAGCCGGACGACGCCGACAAGCGGGAGACGCCGCCGACUGGAAGGAGUACAAGGCCGGCGCGCAAACCCACUUCACGCUCUACGGCGUCCAUCCCGGGGCGGCGUUCGCGGUGCAGGUGCGCUGCCGACUGGACCACGGCUCCUGGAGCUCCUGGAGCGACGCCUCCUACGCCGAGAUCCCCGAGCGCAUCGGGAGGGACGGACCCUUUUGGACGUCGCUUUGGGGGCUCUCCGGCUUUUUGUUUCUCGCGGCGGUCUGCGUGGCGGUCACAAAGAGGAAAAGUGUGAUGCAGUUUCUGCUCCCGCCCGUUCCGGGUCCGAAGAUACGAGGGCUCGACUUCCAGCUUGUCAAGAGCGCUCGACCGGAAGACUUUGCCGGCGCGCUGCUCAUCCGCCGGGACUUCCCUCCCGCGGCGGCGCGGAAGGACGGCGCGAUCGAGCCCCUCAUCGUGUCGGACGUCGACGCCGGAGUUCAGCCGAGGAGCGGGGCCGUUUCCGCCGGCUUCGGCUGGGACAACCGGCAAAAGAACAACGGAGGGGAACGCAACGCGACGCGGGAGGACGGCGACGGCCGUUCGUCAACCCGCGGCGGCGACGCCGACUUUGAGACGCGCGCGGCGCUCGAGUCGGACUACAGCAGAGUCAAGGACGUGACGGCCGACAACAUCUUCCUCCUCGACAGCGCGGACGUUCCGAGAGCGGAGAGGCUCCCGGAGGACCGCGGCGAGGCGGCGAACGGCAAAACGCUGUCGUUUCGCAAAGAGAGCGUCCCGUCGGAGCGCCGCAAGAAGCUGCCGCCCGCACGCCCUCCUCGGGCAGCCCGCGUCAUCGACGGCGGAUACGUCGACGCCAUCCCGACGUCACCUCUGGGGGAAACGGCAUGAAGGUUCAAAUUCUGCCGAUUCUUUUUUUUUUUUUUUUUGGUACCAAGUCUUCUGCCGCCCAAACUCAACAUCAAGAUCCCGGUCUGGUGGCGAAACCUCGAAAUGCUCAUCAAACCUCGACACCGUACCCCCGUCCACUAAAGACACCGUAGGGCGAAAAAGGCGGAGCCAUUUCACAGGCGCCAUCUGACUGGGUUACGCGGGUGGAGCCCCCUUGUGAGACGUUGUUGACCAAGUCUGCCCCCGGAAUUCACGGCAUACGGCAACUUCAGUGCAAAAUGUCCAAAGUCCCUUUUCAAUUUGGCGCCGAUGUCACAGACUUUUGCGUGUCAAGUUGCGGCAGGCGCGUCCACCCCAACUUGCGCUGAAGCGACGUAACUGGUGUCAACUUGGCGAGUGGCGCGACUGACCGCAGACGUCCAUUUAUCAUCUGUGUGUCAAAACGGUUCUGCUUUCGGUUCUCCUGGAGUGCGAAUGGUCCAAAAUGGCCGCCUCAAAGUCAAAGGCCGGACCGAUGGUCGAAUUUCCGACACGGGUCCUUGAGCCUUUUUCCAUGUGUCCUGUUGUGACAGUCCACCCAAAUGUUGUGUUGCUCUGUGCAAACGAUGUCAAGGACGAAUUGUUUCCCAGGUUCCAUGAGGCACUUCUGCGUUUUUUUUUUGUUUUUUUUUGGGCGGGGGGGCGUCCUAAAUGCGGUUGAUGUGGUUUUGGGCAAGUUGGCAAUUCAUUUAUGGGAAGAAGAAGAAACAAAGGAAGG
Messenger RNA from Hippocampus comes (tiger tail seahorse), 2336 nucleotides. It is a transcript of the gene prlrb, whose product is annotated as prolactin receptor b. Bases 53 to 1579 code for a protein of 508 amino acids. Gene Ontology annotation, biological process: cytokine-mediated signaling pathway. Gene Ontology annotation, molecular function: cytokine binding; cytokine receptor activity. Lineage: Eukaryota; Metazoa; Chordata; Actinopteri; Syngnathiformes; Syngnathidae. The record is from RefSeq and is a predicted model, not a curated record. The transcript has 8 exons. Gene Ontology annotation, cellular component: external side of plasma membrane; signaling receptor complex.